This is a messenger RNA of Klebsormidium nitens, 1142 nucleotides long. The record is from the annotation of a GenBank genome assembly. Lineage: Eukaryota; Viridiplantae; Streptophyta; Klebsormidiophyceae; Klebsormidiales; Klebsormidiaceae.
GGAAGAAUGUUCAGCGAGCAAGACAGGCCCUUCCUGGGCAGUCACCUUCAACCUGGUCAGUCGGUUCGGCUAUUUAUUUUCGCCUGUCCCUCCAGGCGCCAGCCUUGGGCGCAAGCUUGUCUCCAUUUUUGAGCAGGUUUUGCACAGCUUUCGGCCAACAUGAUGGAGGCCACAGCGACAUCUUCGUUGACGGGGGUGCACUCUCUCGCCGCUGCCGCUGUCAGUUGCUCUCGGCCGAGCACCUCGUACAGCCAUCUUGCUCCAUUGCCAACUCCUAGCCAACCCUUCCAUUCCUUCCUCCCUGCGACAUUCCGUCACCCCUCCUUCUCUGGACUUCCACACCCUAGGCAGCAACGGUCCUUCCGUUGUGCAGCAAACGCGGAGUCAGACGAGCCUCGGUAUCCAAACAUCCCCCGGUUGCGUGACUGGGCAGAGGGGGAUGGAACUCGGCGGCUGGCGGCCUGGGAGGAGGCGGAGGUGCCCAUUCCCGGGCACUACCAGGCGGAGGUGGCAGAGAGGGACACCGUGCUGGACAAUGCACGCCAGUUCAAAACGCUGCAGGACCAGGCGACUAUGGACGGAAAUAAUUACACGGUGAUCCGGCACCUCGGGCAGCGCGCGGACCGGGACCAAUACAACUACCUUCCAGAGCGCCUGCGCUAUGGACCACAGCCAUACAUGGCUGCGACGGACGAGUACGAGGAGCUGAUGGCCAACAAGCUGGUGGAAGUGGAGCCCGUGUUCAAGGAGGAGGCCAUGUACCGGACAGCCGUGGCGCGCUGGCUGGGGCAGCCGUCCGGUCGGGAGAAGAGACUGCGGAGAUACCGGGCUCGAAGGGCCCAGGUCGAGGCGGGUCAGAAAGGGAGUGUGUAAAGAUCGCAUGGACGAUGUCGUCAAGCUCAAACUAGCUGCCGCUAGGCUCACAUUGUAUGACAGCUCAAUCGACAGAAGUCAAGUCGGAGCCUUUUCAAACGAUAGAGGCUGCCAUGCAGUGCAGCCUGUUGAACCAGGCGAUUAGAAAAGCAUCAACUUGAAUGCAGUGCAGGCUGCCUGUUCAAUAAAAGUGCAUCACUUGCUUCAGUGGUUUGUCCGGUAUGUGCAAGGGGUGACGGUUGGUAUGGAUGUGAGAAGCGUAUAUGAGC